AUGACUAUACAGAAAUAUUUCUUUGCCGUGCUGAGAUAUGUCGUUUCGCUGACAGGACGAACUUGGCUUCGCUAUUUACUAGCAAAUUUCACCCUUUGUGAGGAACGAACCGGGGAUGUUGUAACUCUGAUGAAAUUCAUAUUUGAAGAGAGUGAUAGUGAACAUAUAGGAAACAUAAGAAUUAUAUUGCGAGACUACACACUGUGGAAUAUGGAAACCCUGAUGCAGAAU
Messenger RNA from Penicillium daleae, 231 nucleotides. RefSeq lists its product as uncharacterized. The record is from RefSeq and is a predicted model, not a curated record. The transcript has 2 exons. The annotation marks the transcript as partial. NCBI's taxonomy places the organism in Eukaryota, Fungi, Ascomycota, Eurotiomycetes, Eurotiales, Aspergillaceae.